UUAUUUACUGUGUGCACUGGAGCUAAACGUGAGUUGAUCGCUAACUGGUUGCUCCACUUCUCCACUUCUUUGCACCUCUUUUCUUGCCUCUGUGUGUCCCUCAGGAAGGGGGGAAAAGGGAGGCACACACAGGAUUCGUGGGGAGAGGCCGAAAACGGUGAAAGAGGGACAACCAUCGUGGGAGUUUUCACAGUGCCCGUGGGAUCGCAAGCAGUGUGCUGCCCAGGCAGUUCCGACGGGGAAAGCGAGUGGAAAAUUGGUCGGAAUCAAUUUUUCACAAGCUCUGGAAUUGACCAAUUCUCUCCCGCUGAUCCUCACAGUUUCGCGCGAUAGUUCUAUUUUUUUUCCCACCCCCGUUCAUGCGGUGUGUGCGUGCGUGUGUGUGUGUUGGUUGAUAUUUGGGGAAAGUGAAUUUUCCUCUUUAAGCAAUUUCUCACCAAGUCACGGAUCACCAAUGUAAGAAGGGUGAGAGUGUGCAUUAGGAGGGAUAAAAAGUCACACUUUUCGAGAGCGCAACAAGAGAGAGAGAAAGACAGGAAGUGGCAAUCGAUUUUUCCGCCGAAUUCUCAUUCAGUGCCAAUGUAAGAAGGCAGUCACAGUGCAAGGAGAGGAAGUACACACGAGACCAAAACCCCCGUAAUUUGAGAGACAACAGUGACACGCGAGAGUCAUCAUGAGUGAGAGUUUUCCGGCUCUGGUGGAGCUCAAUGUUGGCGGUGUUCACUAUUCUGCCGCCCUGAAGACGCUCCGGGCGGACGAGGAUUCGCGCCUGGCGGAGAUUUUCACAGGGAGUGCGGCGGAUCUGGAGAAGGACGCCAAGGGGCGCUUCUUCCUCGAUCGCGACGGUGUUCUCUUCCGCUACAUCCUCGACUAUCUGCGCGACGGCACGCUCACGCUGCCCGAUGGCUUCCGGGAGAACGAGCGACUGCGGCGCGAGGCUGAGCACUUCCGCCUGGCUGGACUGCUGAAGUGUCUCUCCGGGCUGUCGGAGGCCAGACCAACGGGAUGCAUCACCGUCGGCUACCGCGGAAGCUUCCAGUUCGGCAAGGACGGCCUGGCCGACGUGAAAUUCCGGAAGCUGUCCAGGAUUCUCGUGUGCGGACGCGUGGCGCUCUGCCGAGACGUCUUCGGCGACACGCUCAACGAGUCCAGGGAUCCCGACCACGGCGGCCCGGACAGGUACACGUCGCGCUUCUUCCUCAAGCACUGCUUCAUCGAGCAGGCCUUCGACAUGCUCCAGGACCAGGGCUUCCGCCUGGCGGGCAGCUGUGGCUCCGGCACAGCCGGCGCGGCCACGGAGCUGAAGCCAGGCGUGGACGUGGAGGAGAACCGAUGGAAUCACUACAAUGAGUUUGUGUUUAUCCGUGACUAAAGUGAUGGACUUAAAGAGCUUCUCAGCCGGGACAAGUUUGUCCGCCGGGAACAAUUCUUCCCACCUUUCUCACACUCUAAUCUCUGUGAUUCCUCCUCGAUUUCCACCAAAAGCAAAAAAAUCAAUCCAUUGAUUUCCUCUUCCCCCACCCCGCCCCACAUUUUCACCACCGCCAAACCUCAGAAACUUUAUUACAAUUCCCUGGGAGAAAGAAUUUAUUGCACUUGCGAGAAAACCGAGAUGAUUAAUGAAAAAGAAUUGCUUUCCCGAAGAAUGAAAAAAAAAGAGUGAAGAGAACUUUUCCGCAUCCAAUCGACAUUGAAAAAUUCUUUUGGGGUUUCCCGCCAAUCGUUGGGGUGAAAACUUACAGUCACAGUAGCCAAUAAUAUAUAUAUUUUCUCUUCCUCCAAGUUGAAAAAGAAUAAAAAAUCAACCACACAAACCCCUUAAAUGUAAUUGUGAUAAAAAAAAACACCACUUUUAGGAGAUGAAAGAGGAAAAAUGUCUAUACUUCAAAGAAGAGGAGGGUAGAAGUAACCCUUAAAGAAAAAUAGUAUUUCCGUAGUGUAUCAGAGAAGCAAAUUUUUCAAAAAAAAAAAAAUUAUAUAUUAUUAUGUACAUAACAAUAUUUAGUGAAAAGAAAUGAAUUCAAGUAUUUUAUCAAAAGAAAGAAGAAUAUAGUUUAAACUCUCUUUCCCGGUUAAAGUUGAAGUUUUGACAAGAGAAUUUAUAAUUGAUUGAAGAGAAAAUUGAAGGUAAGACUUGAGUUUGUUCACAUUCCAUUUUAGAAAGUUUAUCUCCUCAGCCCAGAAACUUGUGUCGACUGUAAUGAAUAGUCGCUUAUUUUCAAUUGAUAACAAUAUAAUAGUAAAAGAAGAAAAAAAAAAGAUUAUGAAGGAAACUUUUUGACAUUCACAGAAAAGCAGUGUGUUUGAAGUAUAAUAAAGAAAAUAGACGAAGAAAUCUCAAAAAGUAUUCAAAAGAAAGAAAAAUAGAUAAAAUGCUAUAAUAUAGUGAAAACGAAAAUCAAGAUAAUGAUGUAACUAAGUGGUGAGAUUAGUAUUUAAUUCUAGUACAUGACGAUAAAAUCUCUGGAAUUGCAAGAGUGUAAAAUGCAUUUUCAUUUUCACAUCAGAUGAGAUGAAAAUCUCCUUUCAAACUAACAUAGAACAAAGAGUGGGAGAGAGAGAGAGAGAGUGAGAGCGAAAGAAGAAACGGAAACUCAAGCGCGCGUGUGGUGAAGAAAAAUGGAGAAAGUCUAGUUAAUCUUUCAGUGGGGAUUUAUCCAAAAAAAAAGUAAAGUAAAUGUAAAAGAUGAUAAUGAAUCCAUUAUAAAAGUGUGAGGAUAUUGUAGUUAAAAUGAAAAUUCAACAAUAAAAUGAUGAUAUAGUGAGAAUAUAAUUGAUGAUAUAAUCUAGAGUAAAUAA
Messenger RNA from Phlebotomus argentipes, 2799 nucleotides. RefSeq names its product BTB/POZ domain-containing protein KCTD12 (gene Ktl). Gene Ontology annotation, biological process: protein homooligomerization. The record is from RefSeq and is a predicted model, not a curated record. NCBI's taxonomy places the organism in Eukaryota, Metazoa, Arthropoda, Insecta, Diptera, Psychodidae. The coding region runs from base 674 to 1372 and encodes 232 amino acids. The transcript has a single exon.